Molecule: messenger RNA, 4533 nt
Organism: Fonsecaea multimorphosa CBS 102226
Lineage: Eukaryota; Fungi; Ascomycota; Eurotiomycetes; Chaetothyriales; Herpotrichiellaceae
Exons: 6
Coding region: 1-4533 (1510 amino acids)
Source: RefSeq, a predicted model, not a curated record
AUGGUACAGCUGAACAGAGAUCAGGCUGUCCAGAAGGCUCAACGCCAUAUUGAAACCAUUAGGAAAGAAGCCGGACUGGACGACACCAGUGUAAAGAGUCGAAAUGUCGAGAACCUCCAGAAUGCCCUUCACACCCUCGCAGAUGAGCUGUACCAGAAGUCCACGCAUUUCCUCCUCGAGCUCAUACAGAAUGCCGACGAUAACGAGUAUGACACCGCCGAACCUAGCAUUUCUCUAACGUACCAGAAUCGACGUCUGAGGAUCGACUGUAAUGAGAAAGGCUUCAGUGAGAAAAAUGUCGAGGCCAUCUGCAGGGUGGGUAGCAGUACCAAAGCUGGCGCACACCGCGCUACUGCAUACGUCGGAGAAAAGGGGAUCGGUUUCAAGUCGGUCUUCAAAGCUGCUGACGUUGUCUGGAUCUCGUCCAACUGCUACGCCUUCAAGUUCGACAAGAGGCAGGUCUUGGGGAUGAUUGCGCCCAUCUGGGAGCCAUUCCCCGAGCCCUCUACGCCAUCCAUGACCUCUAUGCUCUUGCAGUUAUCUCCGGAAUACGACGAGACGCAACUGGUCUCCGAUUUGAAAGAGUUUGACUCGCGCAUGCUCAUGUUUCUCCGUCGCUUGAGAAACGUAACGAUCACAAUUCAAGACGACGAACGGGCCUGGCAGACCACUUUCAGCAAGACCGUCGGUACGAGCCAUGGCGAAACUGCAAUUGAAUUGACUCGGGAUGGGAAAGUCACGAAGUACCUUGUCAGCUCACACUUUGCUAGAAACCUUCCCCUUGAGCCUAAGCGUCCUGGUGCACGCGAAUCUCAGAUCCUGCUUGCCUUCCCAGAUGUCACGGAGCGGCCGUUGACAUCUCAAAAGGUUUACGCAUUUCUUCCGAUUCGAGACUAUGGCUUCAAGUUUCUCCUCCAGGGAGAUUUCCUUCUUUCUGCGAGCCGCGAGGACGUUUUGUCAGACUCUCCUUGGAAUAGGGCCCUCCAAGGACAAUUUGUCAAGGCCUUCGUUGCUGUCACUAGAGCAUACAGUCACGGUCAAUUGUGUUAUAUAUGGCCCAGAUUCAUCCCAUUCAAAAUGACUCAAUAUCAUUUUUUCGAACCAGCCAGACGAGAAAUCAUUGAGGCACUCUCUCGACAGCCUGUGUUGAAGUCCAGAGCUCAGGAGCUAAUGAUGCCGUCCUCCUUGACCUAUGUCCCCUUGGACUUCUGCGACAGACAAGGUGUCCCAAUAACUUCAUCCCCGAGAAACGACCUGGCAUAUCUGUGCCACCAAUAUGAUGUCUCCCUUUACGAUAAUCUCGAGGCCCUAGGCGUGACAAAGAUGACCGCAGCCAUAUUCUUGGAACAUUUAGAUCUUUACAUCAAACAGAACACAACCUUGUUCCAGAAGAUGAAUUCCGCCGAAUGGCAUACGCGACUUGCAGAAGUCCUUUUGAAGCUCUGUUUCGAUACCGAACAUCAUGAGAAGCUUCGAAACCUACCGAUAAUUCCUCUCAAUGACGGACGGUGGGUUUCGGGCAAAGAGAAGAACGUCUUCCUCCCUCAAGAAGCCGAAAGUUGCACGGCUCCAGAGGGUCUCGCGUUCCGGCUGGUCCGGGAAGAUGCUGCCAACAACCCUACAUCUCGAUCUCUAUCUCUUCAGCUCGGGCUCAAAGUCUUCGGCCAAGAUGCCAUAGCCGAUUUCCUCCUCCACGUGCACACCCAGCCUCUGUUCAACCCAAAAGGCAUUAGCGUUGAUCAUCUAAUAUCUCAGGCAGUGUACCUCUUCAGAGCUAGAGUCCAUGACUUUGAGGUCAGAUAUCUCUGGUUCGCUACAACAGACGGUUCCGAUCGCUGUCGCGCAGAAAGCGCAUAUUUGCCAUGGCAGGCUCCAUUUGCAGCGAGCCAAUACUUUUCUGGUCGGGACGACAUCCACUUCGUACAUCCACAGUAUUUGGACGCUGUAAAGGACGAUCAAGCGAAUUGGCUCGAGUGGCUGGAAAAUACUGCCAAAAUCUCUAUUCUGCCACGCCUUACUCAAGCUGAUGGGCAAUCACCGCACUCCUUUGGACUAUCGCGCCACUUUGCCUUGAUCAUGCAGAAUUUCAAGUCUAGAGACUUUCUAGUCCUUCUGAGAGAUAACUGGGGCUAUUAUUCACGAUGGCUCGAAGAUGACGCUGGCGGUGCUCGAGAUGACUCCAGAAUAGCGAGACAGGCGUGUCGAGAGAGACUGAGAAACUCGCUGCAAGAAGCGCAAGUGCAAUGCCUUGGAGGCACGAAGAAGUCCCUGCGGGAGGUCUUCCUGCCUAUACCGGAACUUGUCCAGCAAGCAAACGGUCAGGUGCCGUUCGUUGAUGUUGACGACCCCCUCGACCCCCGUUGGCAGAGGUUGAAAAUUUUAGGGCUUGGUGUCGAGGGUGACGUUUCCUUCUACCUCCGAUGUUUAGAAGCAAUGAGCGGUGCAAACGAUGCAAUAGCUAUCGACCGGGCUGCUUUGAUGCUUGAACAAAUCCAAGCCCGUUGCUCGGAACUGCCGGACGUUGUGAGGUACUCAUUCACACAGAAGCCGCUGGUUUGCAUCCCAAACAAAAGAGUUGGAUGUGAACCCCGCUGGGUGAAGGUGCAGAAUUGCUUGUGGAGCGGUCCAGAAUGCCUUCGCCGAUUUGUUGCGCUGAAGAACAUAUACCCAUCUUGUCAGCGGCUUUUCCGUGACUUCUUCUUGCUUCCCGAUGCUGGCAUUGCUGACCUCGUACGUGAGACCAAAUUGCUCAAUGUUGGCGACCCGCUGUCUUACAUCAAAGCUCUGUUUCUCGAAAUCGAGAAGCAUCUAGAGAAGGACGAGACGACGACUGCCAUCGAUUCACUUGAGACACAUUGCAUAUGGCCGGUUUACAAAACAGGCAACGAGGACCAAUGGGAUAUGCUUGGAUGUGCCAGAAACUUGGACGCGUGGUUCAUUGCCGAUAGAACACAUCUGCUGGAGAGUUUUUGCGGGAUCGUGCCUUUGCUCGCCUUCCAGGUCGAAGACGUACUGAAAAUCCCGCUCCUGAUCCGGAAACUGGGCGGUGAUAAACGUCGAUUGACCCGAGCAGUCACGAGCAUUGCAGAGACCGUUGGUUCGUUACGACCCGAUCCAACUCGGCAAGCUGAUCUGCGGUCAAGAGCCGAAUUUAUAGCCAGACUCAUACCAAAAAAGGAACACGGCAAGAGCGAAAAGGUGGCCAAGCUCAAGUCGUUGCAAACAUUCGCCACUACAAGAGUCAUUCAAAAGUGGUCCGUGAAAGUUGCCGCCUCGGAGAGCAGAUCGGGCCGAUCGAAGGAUGGAAACGUCGUUCUCUCGACCGAACACAACCGCCUCGAAAUCUAUUUGAAAAACGGGUAUUUUGAAUCAACCAAGGUUCCUCGGGAACUGAUCGAGGCCAUCGCAAGCUUCUGCGGGAUCGAAGAUAAAGGGCUUUUUCUCCUCACUGUCGCCCUACAAGACGACGUUCCGAACAUACAGAAAUGCUUCCAGGAGCAUGGUGUCCCUGCACUCAACCUGGAAGAUGACACAACGGAAGAUUUUGAGGAUAUCGACGACUUCGACCCGCGAAAAUCCCAGGGUUGGGGUGCGGCGACGACCACCGGUAGACCUGGGCGCCAGAAUGGUAGACAGAGCGUGCUCAAGGGCGAUCUGGUACGUAUGUUCACCGCUCUCGGUAUGUUUGGUACCGGUACUGUCCCGGGAGGCAUUUCUGUAGGAAGCGCCACUGGCCUCAGCAACUCCGGCGAGACUUUUGUGAUCGACGGCGGAUUCGGUGGCCUCAGCGCCAGCGAUCUCUACAUAGAAGAGGAUGAUGAUGAUGACGACAACGACGCCAAAUCUGUCUCGUCCCGAGCCUCGUCGACAAUGUCUGGCUCGACGCUCGGUGGUGGCAGUGGCAGGAGUAGUAAGAUGAGGAUCUUCGCGGCAGUUCCCGCGAGAAUGAUGCGAAGAAGCGUCUUCUCUGACAAUGUGCGUCGAGAAGCCGACGACAAUCUAGAGUUUCUUGGUCAGAAGAAGGUUUCAGAAGAACUACGCCGGAUGCUCAACACGGCUUAUGAUCCAAAUUUACACUGGACCAGCAAUCUCAGGACAAGAAAUCGCCACAAACCUUUCAUUCGCGAACGAAACAGCCACGGCAAGUCCAGGCUGUAUGCCACUUUCACACUCGCCGACACCAGCGGAAUGUUCAGCCGAUAUGUCGCAGAGUGUUACCCCGAAGCGAGGAGAUGGAUCAAGCGUCCUCCCGUGUAUCAUCUCGACGUGAGAACGACCAAAGGAGACUUGAGCUCCGAGUUUUGCUACAGUAACGCGCAGUGGAAGAUGGCUCGCACAUAUACCAUCCCCGAUUCAACAGAUACCAACAUCCCAACGGACGUGUACUUCCUCGUCCGCGUAUUCAAUGCAGAUAUUAAGAAGGAGCCGGAAGUACAGUUCCUGCUGGAUCCGUGGUCGCUCUAUCUUCAGGACAGUCUAAGGUUGAAGGCGGAGAAGGAAUACCAUGUCACUAUUCAUGGGCUGAGGCUGUGA